This is a messenger RNA of Nerophis lumbriciformis (worm pipefish), 678 nucleotides long. Lineage: Eukaryota; Metazoa; Chordata; Actinopteri; Syngnathiformes; Syngnathidae. The record is from RefSeq and is a predicted model, not a curated record.
AUGCUCUGCAGGGUUGAGCAGAUACGCAGGUGUGCUGCUAGUUUGAGUCAAGCCGUCCAUCAGGUAGCCGCAUGCAGGCAGAAGCACACGCUUCCCGACCUGACCUACGACUAUGGUGCCCUUGAGCCUCACAUCAAUGCCGAGAUCAUGCAGUUGCACCACAGCAAGCACCACGCCACGUACGUCAACAACCUCAACGUGACUGAGGAGAAGUAUCAAGAGGCGCUCGCAAAAGGAGACGUGACGGCACAGGUCGCCCUUCAGCCUGCUCUCAAGUUUAACGGCGGAGGUCACGUUAACCACACCAUUUUCUGGACCAACCUGUCUCCCAAUGGUGGUGGUGAGCCACAAGGGGAGCUCAUGGAGGCCAUCAAGCGAGAUUUUGGCUCAUUCCAGAGCAUGAAGGAGAGAAUGUCUGUUGCCACAGUGGCCGUUCAAGGCUCAGGCUGGGGCUGGCUGGGCUACGACAAGCAGAGCGGAAGACUCUCCAUUGCGGCUUGCGCCAACCAGGAUCCUCUGCAAGGGACCACAGGUCUCAUCCCUCUCCUGGGUAUCGACGUAUGGGAGCACGCCUACUAUCUUCAGUACAAAAAUGUCCGGCCAGACUACGUUAAGGCCAUCUGGAACGUCAUCAACUGGGAGAAUGUGAGCGAGCGUCUACAGUCUGCCAAGAAAUAG